AUGGCCGCCUGCCCUCUCCAGACCACGACCUUGCCUCCCAGUUCUUUGGGGGACACUGAGGCUAAGUUUGGGGGUGCCAACUCGAGCUCGAUCGAGUUGGGUGUCAAAAACCAGAAAAGUGAGGAGUAUGUAUACUCUGAGGAAGAGUCUGAGGUCGAGAGAUUGAGGGAGGAGAGGAGGACCAAGAAGAGGAAUGACCCCAUUAGUAGUGAGAGUGAGCAAGGGGAGUUUGACAUUGGAGUGAACCUUGUUCAAGAGGAGGGAAAUGGCUCUCCAAGUGAAGAAGGAAGUGAUGAGACUGAGAGUGAAGAGGAAGGAGAAGAGGUGAAUCAGUUGGUUGAAGAGAGUGAGCAAGAGAGUAACCAAGGUGAACCUAUGGAGGAGGUUGAGCCACAAGAGGAGGAAGAAGAACUCCCUAUGUACCAAGAGCACUACAAUGCCCUCUUCUCCAUGGACUUUAUGGAGACCAAGUACCCACAUGUUGACACAAUGAAGGCCCUUGGAAUCUUUGAAGAUGUGGAGCUAGUUCUCAAGAACAUGCACUUGGGAAGGUUUUUCUCUCAUCACAUGGAAUCCUACAAGGAGUUCACUUGCGAGUUCUUAGCUUCAAUGAGGUACCACAUGUACGAUGAGGAGGAUAGAGCUGAUUUGGACCAAGGAUUGGGAUGGAUCACGUUCUUGGCUAAGGGAGAGAAGAGAAUGGUGACCUUUAGGAAGUUGGAGAUAUUAUUUGGGUUCAACUAUGGAGAAGGUAUUGAGUGGAACUUCCAGGAAAGUGAACUCCAGAGGGUUUGGGCUACAAUCGCUGAUGGAGUAUACUCUUCCUCAAGGUCCAAGGCUGCUCAAACCAGGAGCCCAGUCUUGAGGUAUGUGCACAAGGCACUUGCCAACACCUUCUUUGCAAGGAAGGCAACAGGGACCAUUAACGAGGGGGAACUCAAGCUUCUUGACAUGGGAAUCAAGCCCAUCCUCUCACGCACAAGCGAUGGCAAGAGGAUCAGGGGAGACAGAGCCAACACAGGAAACUUGAUGCCUUUCCUUGAUCACCUCACCACCUACAAGACCACAGCCUACAACACUCGAUAUCAACAAGGGAGACGCCUAAGUGUUGGAGGGCUCAUCACUCCUAUCUUGUGUGCUGCUGGAGUGAACCCAACUGAUAAGAAAGCCACUGAACCAGGUUGGAUGGACAUCAAGUUUUGCAAGACCAACCUCCUCAUUGAGCACAAGGAGUUGGAUGGGAGGUUCCAAUUCAAGUUCACACAUCCAUUGGUUGGACCUUCCAAGUUUCUCCUGCCCAACCCUGAGCUUACAACAAUAGUCAGGGGUGAUAACAUUGACUUCAGACCCCCUGUAUACACAUUGGUUGGGCAAGAGAACGUUUUGCACCGAUGGAAUCUACAGGAGAUGUGUAGCUGA
Microthlaspi erraticum is the source of this 1419-nucleotide messenger RNA. NCBI's taxonomy places the organism in Eukaryota, Viridiplantae, Streptophyta, Magnoliopsida, Brassicales, Brassicaceae. The record is from the annotation of a GenBank genome assembly.